Molecule: messenger RNA, 4301 nt
Organism: Mauremys mutica (yellowpond turtle)
Lineage: Eukaryota; Metazoa; Chordata; Testudines; Geoemydidae
Gene: GDE1
Product: glycerophosphodiester phosphodiesterase 1
Exons: 6
Coding region: 76-1047 (323 amino acids)
Biological process (GO): lipid metabolic process
Molecular function (GO): phosphoric diester hydrolase activity
Source: RefSeq, a predicted model, not a curated record
GUGUGAUCACGGGGUAAAGGCCCUGGGUCAGCACGGCCGUAGGGGGGGGGGGUCCCCGUUACCCCUCCCGCCGCCAUGCUGCUGGGCGCCUUCACGACGCUGCUGGGGGCGCUGCUGGUGCUGAGCCGCAGCCCGAUGCUCUCCUGCCUGCUCACGGGCGGCCUCUACCUGGCGCUGCGGCUCCUCAGCCUCGAGCCGGUCUCCCUGCAGCGGGCCCAGCACAUCGUGCAGCCCCGCGGCGCCGCCGCCCGCAUCGCCCACCGCGGCGGCGGGCACGACGCGCCCGAGAACACGCUGGCGGCCAUCAGACAGGCAGCUGAGAAUGGAGCCACAGGUGUGGAGCUGGACCUUGAAUUCACUGCAGAUGGCAUUCCCAUUCUAAUGCAUGAUGAUACAGUAGAAAGGACAACUGAUGGGUCUGGGAGUUUACGUGAUUUUACGUUUGAAGAAAUUAGGAAGCUUAAUCCAGCUGCAAAACAUAGACUAUGGAGAGAUUUCCGGGGUGAAAAAGUACCAACUUUGAAAGAAGCCGUUAUGGAAUGUAUGCAUUAUAACCUUAUAAUCUACUUCGAUGUCAAAGGCCAUGUAAAUCAGGCAGUUGAUGCCCUAAAACUCCUCUAUCUGGAAUAUCCUCGUUUGUACAACAGUAGCAUUGUCUGCUCUUUCAUACCAGAGAUCGUCUAUAAGAUGCGGCAAUCUGAUAGGAAUGUUGUUACAGCAUUAACACACAGGCCCUGGAGCCUUAGUCAUUUUGGAGAUGGGAAGCCUCGUUUUGAUUGCUUUUGGAAGCACUAUGGGUAUAUGAUGAUGGACAUCAUUCUGGACUGGAGCCUGCACAACUUCUUGUGGUACCUGUGUGGGGUUUCAGCUUUCCUCAUGCAGAAAAAUUACAUUUCACAAGAGUAUGUGAGGCAGUGGUCUUCACGAGGCGUUCAAGUGGUUGGCUGGACAGUGAACACAUUUACAGAAAAAAUGUACUAUGAGAACGUCCUUGAGACCAGCUACAUCACAGACAGCUUGGUGGAGGACUGUGAUCCUCACUAUUAGACUUACACUGUAUGGGACUCUUAAAUAUGCCAUCCUGGUUCAUGCAGAUCUGAGUUCAGCACCAGCGGGUCCAAAGAUGCAGAAUGAGGCUGCAUACAUAAGUUGGGUUUUUUUGCUUGUACUGUAUGAUUGGUUCUUAAAUCACUGCAAACCCCUCUGUCACACUACUAGGCCGAGCCACAAUCAACAUUAGUGCUGAGGAGAAAUGUUGCGUGCCUCUGCUAUCAGAGGAAAUUGCUGUAUGGUCUAAAAAGAUCAGUUGUGAUCAACUGAUUUGGUAACUAGUAGUACAGACUAGUUACCUAGGCUUAUAAGUCAUCUAAUCAAACUGUUUCUUUACUUGAUUUAACCCUUGAUUUUAAGUCAGCAGCAGCUUUUGAAUGCCUAAUUUUAAACUGUACAUUAAACAAUCUCCUCCUCAAAUAAUAGUGUGAGGUACCUCUACCGCAAUGUUAAAGAGCAGAUGGUAGGUGUAUUCCCAUACCAUAACCUUUUGAAUACAAUAUGGUCAGUUAAUAUUAGAGAGUGAAUAUACUUCACUGCUACAGGCUGGAAAGGAUGGAUAUGCUGUACUCUUACAGUAUGGAGAGACUAUAGCUGUCUCUGGUUUGGGCAAAUACUGCACUAAAACGUUGAUGGCUGGUGGGUAAACUUGAAUAUCUCCUUUUACUUCGGUCUUAAACCUGACUUUAAAAAGGGGUGAGGGAGGCUAGAAAGCUUCUUCCUCCUGAUGAUACUGUAGCUGAAUAAUUCUUCAUAAACACAGGCUGUGGCGCUGCUGUUAGCCAGAGGCUAAGCAGUAGCUGAAACACUUUUUUUUUUUUUUUGGGUGGUGGUUGCUGCUAAAUUGUUUGCACAGAUAAAUGGAUAGAAGGGCUCUGUGAUAGGGUUCUCUCACCACUCUUGGCACCAAGAGGGAUAGCUCAGUGGUGGGGGAGGGAUAGCUCAGUGGUUUGAGCAUUGGCCCGCUAAACCCAGGGUUGUGAGUUCAAUCCUUGAGGGGGCCAUUUGGGGAUUGGUCCUGCUUUGAGCAGGAGGUUGGACUAGAUGAUCUCCUGAGGUCCCUUCCAACCUUAAUAAUCUAUGAUCUCCUGGCCAUCCUGGGAUUAGCUCUGCCAGGUGCUGCACCCUCCUCCGCAUUCUCUCUGCCCAUCUUCUCUCAACCUGCAGCAUCUGUCUCUUGGAGCAGCAGCUUCUGGUUUGUGGCUUGGCCUUCCGGCCAGGUCACUAAGUUCCUCUCUUUCCAGGGAAAUCACAGUCCUUCCGGAUCAUCUGUCUGUCUCCAACAUCCUGUGUCACUACUCGGUGACUGGUAAGGGAACCCAGGCUCGCCCGCUACACUGGGUUCAAGCCCAGGGACCCUAUAACAUGCAGCCAAGGCCUGUACUGUCCUAUCCCUUGCUGCUGUUUCCGGGGCUUCUUCCUUCACCGCUCGUGCCCAUUCUGGGCAUUAGUUCUGCCAGGUGCUGCAACCUCCUUAGUGUUCUUUCUACCCCUCUUCUCCAGUCUGUAGCCUCUCUCACUCUCGGAGUGGCAGCUUCCAGUUUGUGGCUUGGCCCUGCAGCCAGGUCGCUAAGUUCCUCCCCUUCCGUGGAAAUCACAGUUCUUCUGGACCAGCUGUCUAGCUGACAGCUCCAAUGCCCUGUGGCAGGUAGGUGAACCCAAGCCUGCCCUCUACACUGGGUUCCAGCCUAGCAACCCUAAUAACAUGCAUUCAAGGCCUGUAUCGUCCUAGCCCUUGCUGCUGUUUCCAUGGGCUUCUUCCUACUUAUCUGGGUUCACACUUCUGUAAAAAUCAAAGUGGUUUAGACUUGUAAUAAACAAGUCGGCUAGUUCAGGACUAGUUUUAUAGUAUGGCAGGUAUGCAUCAUCUAAUAUGAGUAGCAUCCAUAAGAGUAGGUUUGAUACUUUUCCUAAUGGAUCAAGACCUACAUUAACGUUGUUCUUAUUAUGAAUACCACUAACUGAUCAAACUGUUGUAGCUGUACCUUGGGUGGGACCUGUAGGUAGAGGAGAGAAGUCAUGAAUGGCACAGCUCUGCAAGAAAGAUGCAUGGGGAUAGAACUACUGUAAAAUAAGGGUGGUCUGAUUUAAAUGAGAGAGAGCACACUGAAUAUUAACCAAGUGUCAGUUUUAUACCUUGCCUCCAGAACAAAAUGUCACUUCCAUGUCAUUUAAAAGUAGAGAGACUUAAAACCAAUUGUUUACCUGCUGUUGUUGACCAUUGAGAUGUAGCCGAACAUGCUAUACCAAUAGAUGUGUAAUUAUGUAUUUUCAGAUACAAAGGGUAAUCGCAUGCUUUAGCAUGCAGGCUAGCCUCUUGCAUUAGAGCUCCACCUUUCCCUGUCAGCCCAGAUACAGCACUGCACAAGUGGCUAGUCACUUUGUUGAGACUCGGGUGGUGGGAAUUGAGUAGUAUUCCCUGUCAAAGCUAGAAUAGCAAACUAAGAGGAUCAAUUGACCAGUUCACUCUUUUGUAUUUAAAUGAUGCCUGAUACUCAUAUGCUAUGUCACUGUUGGGUGAAAUUACUUUCUUCAUAGGCUAUAGCAUAUCUCAUAUGAUCAAUCAGGGAUUAAAAUCUACCUCAAUAAAUUAGGUAAAGUCAGUGUUUUGUGCCCAAUAACUAAUUGUGUAUACAAUUCUAUAGCACUUGACUCAAAUGAAAGCUGCAUGUAAUGUAGGAACUAACAAGUUGAUUAAAGGAAGGAUAGGCUCAUAUGUGGUCAUUAUAGCAGCAGAAAAUAGUGACUAAUUGUGUACUGUAUCUGUGGUGGGGCAGUAGAUUUAAAACACAAAAAAGUUCCCUGCUUAGGAACUUCUAUGAACUGACCAAGGUUGCUUAUUUUCAAGAGUUACUCUUUCUCAGCCUUACUGGCCUGUCUUCAGCCUAGUCCUUGUUCAAGCCAGCCAUUGCACAGUGAAUCAAAGGCUGAAGUUGUAAGAUAUCUCCUGGAGAGUAGCAUGGCUGGUAACAGUAUAGACAUGUAUGCGCUGAAUCCACUUUUAAUAAAAUCUCUUCAAGUGACAGUUUGUCCUUUUGUCUUUCAUUCAGAGGUCUAGAAAACUUAACUAAUGUUAAGCAGAAAGCUUCCUUUCCCCUAUCCAGGUUACUAACAUGUAGAUACUUCUAAAUGGAUUCUGCUGUAAAACUUGCCUCCUCACUAACUACUCCUAGACUGAGACUAAAGAAUCUGUACUAAUCUGAUCAUUGUAAGGUGAGUUGAUAUGAGCUAUUUCAUCUGGUAGCCGUCCU